This is a messenger RNA of Pungitius pungitius (ninespine stickleback), 8401 nucleotides long. RefSeq names its product WNK lysine deficient protein kinase 2 (gene wnk2). Gene Ontology annotation, molecular function: potassium channel inhibitor activity; protein serine/threonine kinase activity; ATP binding. Gene Ontology annotation, cellular component: cytosol; cytoplasm. Gene Ontology annotation, biological process: monoatomic ion homeostasis; negative regulation of sodium ion transport; protein phosphorylation. The coding region runs from base 491 to 6664 and encodes 2057 amino acids. Lineage: Eukaryota; Metazoa; Chordata; Actinopteri; Perciformes; Gasterosteidae. The record is from RefSeq and is a predicted model, not a curated record. The transcript is spliced from 27 exons.
GUGCCGCAGUGAGCAUGAUCUGAUCAGUCUCUGUCCAUCCUGCACUACAUGCUGCUAUCUCGGGAUUGCUACACGCACGAUGCAGAGCGUUCCCGUGUUUAUGUCUCGGGACAGCGAUCCAUCCGCGGAACAACAUCACGUGUCCUUGGUUCGCGUCGCCGCGGGGAUCUUAUGCAACGUGGACGGGAGCUGUUUUCGUGAACCGGCGGUGACAUCAGGCUCGACCUGAGCGCGGCGCACCGGGGCGUGAGGAGGCGAGCGGGCCAAGCCGCCACCUUCCCAGACUGACAUUUUUGUGCGUCCUAACGAGAAAUCCAAGGCACGUGACGGCCAUGCAUCCUGCGAACUGCGUCACUGCAUGCGAGUGUUGCAGGUAGGCAGCAAACUCACCUGCCACCAGUAGAGGAGCACGCCUCCCGGCACCCAUCCUCCCCCCCUCCCAUCCUCCCAGCACAAUGUCGCCGGUAAGUGCUUGAAACAUUUACAAGGGAUGGAUUCGGCGGAUCAUUCAAGCGUAGAUCCGCCACUGGGAUCCACGUAUUCCUCGGCACCCAAUUUAGAUACGGAUAUUAACGCAAAUGCCCGUGGGCAUGUUUAUCAGAAUGGGACGGACCACAAUGUCAACAUGGAAAACGAAGCCCUGCGGGGAGCAAGUGACCCCAGCGCGUACCCCUCCAACGACUACCGGGCGCUGGUCCGCCAAAGGUUCAUCAGGCGGAGCCUGUGGGUGUCAGACGCCGAAGACAGCAGCCACUAUGCGGCAGACGCGCCGGAAUGUGUCCCGGACAUUGACCUGCGGACUAUCGUCGGUCGGACUCGAACCCGGGUUCUGCACGCGGCCCGCCUGGGCCUCCAGGAGAGCCCGAGCGCGGGGGGCCAGGUGGAGCCGAAGGACGGCGGCGGAGAGAGCGUGGGCGCCGAGGAGGAGGAGGAGGAGGGGGGGGACGGCGGCGGGGGCGAGGCCGGGCCGCAGGUAGAGGUCGCGAACUCCGAGGCCACAGGUAAAGCAGGAAGUGACGAGAACGAAGAGGAGCCCGGCAUGAAGGCUGUGUCCACUUCACCUGGAGGUCGCUUCCUGAAGUUUGACAUUGAGCUGGGGAGGGGGUCCUUCAAGACAGUCUACAAGGGUCUUGACACCGACAGCUGGGUCGAAGUGGCAUGGUGUGAACUUCAGGAACGGAAACUCUCCAAAGCCGAGAGACAGAGGUUCAAAGAGGAGGCAGAGAUGUUGAAAGCUCUCCAACAUCCCAACAUUGUGCGUUUUUAUGACUUCUGGGAAUCACCGGUUAAAGGAAAGAAGUGCAUCGUUCUGGUAACAGAGCUGAUGACCUCAGGGACACUUAAAACGUAUCUGAAGCGUUUUAAGUUGAUGAAGCCCAAAGUUCUUAGAAGCUGGUGCAGGCAGAUUCUCAAAGGCCUGCACUUCCUCCACACAAGGACUCCUCCAAUCAUCCACAGAGACCUCAAGUGUGACAACAUCUUCAUCACUGGUCCCACAGGCUCUGUCAAGAUAGGAGACCUUGGUCUGGCAACACUGAAGAGGGCCUCCUUUGCUAAAAGUGUCAUUGGGACGCCAGAGUUCAUGGCCCCCGAGAUGUACGAGGAGCACUAUGACGAGGCUGUGGAUGUCUACGCCUUUGGGAUGUGCAUGCUGGAGAUGGCCACCUCCGAAUAUCCCUACUCCGAGUGUCAAAACGCUGCUCAGAUCUACCGCAAAGUCACCAGUGGGGUGAAACCCGCCAGCUACAGUAAAGUCAGUGACCCAGAAAUUAAAGAGAUAAUCGGAGAAUGUAUCUGCCACAGACGGGAAGAAAGGUACUCCAUCAAGGACCUCCUGAAUCACGCCUUCUUUGCGGAGGACACAGGCGUGAGGGUGGAGCUCAAUGAAGAAGAUGAUGGGAAGAAAUCAUCCAUUGCCCUGAAGCUCUGGGUUGAGGAUACAAAAAAGCUGAAGGGGAAGUAUAAGGACACUGGGGCCAUUGAGUUUUCCUUUGACCUUGGAAACGAAGUCCCAGAGGUUGUUGCCCAAGAAAUGGUGGAAUCAGGGUUUUUCCUAGACUGUGAUGUGAAGAUUGUUGGGAAGUCCAUCCGUGACCGCGUGGCUCUCAUCAAAUGGAGGAGGGAGCGAACCGUCUCGUCAGGAAAUGGCAAAGCAGCCGUGAAGAGGCCUCAGUCGAACAUACUGCAGGUGCCCGGUACCGCAGCACCGCAGGCGGAUUAUGAGAACCAAGAGGUGGAGCCUCAGACCCUGAUCUGCACAGUGCCAGCCCCCACAUCUGACAGCGGAUUGAGCUCCGCAGUACGUUUAGAUGAUCUCAGCAGUCAGCAGGAUGGCCCCUACCAGUCACCUCCGGAGCCCAUCUCCACAACACAGCACAUCUACAGUCCUCCUGCACAGGUUGAGCCUCAGUCGCAGCAAGGAACGUACCAGCAGGCCCCGGCACAGGCCUCUCAAGAAAACCACACGCAAACCUCCACUCAAUUACACCAGGGAGCCUUCCAGCAGCUGCAUCCUGGGGCCUAUCAUCAGCCUGCAGCACAACUGCAACAGGAGUCCCAUCAGCCUCAAACAACAGUGUCGAGUCCGCCUACACCAGCCCCCAUCGUGCCCCAGAGCAGAGAGACAGAGACAACACAGAGUUUCCCAGCUGCAGCCCCUUCUCCACAACCACCACCUUCCGCCCAACCCGGCCAGGAGCAGGUACAGAUGACAGCACCACAGGGUAAUUUGGGAGAUUUUCACCUUCUGGCUCCAGUCCACUCCGCCGUGCCUGCGGUUCCGACUCCUCUCUGGGGAAGCAGAGUAGAUGCUUUAACGCCUGCAGCGGACCAAGACUCAACUGCUGCCCCAGCAGGUUCAGCUCCAGGCUCAAUCUCAGCUACAACCCAAGACGAAACUCAAGUCCCAGCACAAAACUCCGCUCUGGUCUCAGCACAAAACCAACCACCACUCCACGCGUCAACGAAAGCGGAGGUCAUGCCACCAACUCUGACCGCUGUUAACGGCCCAACUUCAGUCCCAACACAAGUUCCAGCAGAAGGUCAAACCACGACCACUGCUCCGGGUGAAGCACCAGACUCUGAAUCAGACCCUGCUCAAUUUGUGCAGCCAGCUGGGAACCAGACAGCGGCCGCAGUGCCUGAGUGUUCCAGCCAGGCUGCAACCUCUGCAACAUCUUCUCCAAGCACCCUGCAACAAGAUCCCCAUGUCGAGGAUGUGUUUCAGGACAAACUAGGAUCGUUACCAAGUUAUUCUUAUGACAGUCUCAAUUCUGACGUGGCCUCCGGUAAGGAAACAAGUGAUGGCUAUGACAGCUUGGCUAUUGGAGGGAAAGGAGACUUAAAACCCAGGAAACAUCAUCGCAAGUCUGCUCGCACGCGCUCCCGCCAAGAAAGAACCAGCAAGCCCAAGCUGAGCAUGCUCAAUGUUUGCAACACUGGCGAUAAAAUGGUCGAAUGCCAGCUGGAGACUCACAACCACAAAAUGGUGACGUUUAAAUUCGAUCUGGACGGAGAUGCUCCAGAGGAAAUUGCCACUUACAUGGCGGAGAAUGGCUUCAUCCUACCGUUAGAGAAGGAGAUCUUCAUUGACCAGCUGAAGGACAUUGUGGACAAAGCUGAAGACAUGCUGAGUGAAGACAUAGAGGGUGAACGGGCCUCCGCCUUGAGUUGUAGUCCUGAACAGGGCCAGAUUUCUGAGGCGCUGGUGGGAGAGAGUCAGCAGCCCGGAGCGCCUCAGCCCGUCUACCAGCAGAACGUGCUUCACACGGGAAAGAGAUGGUUCAUUAUCUGCCCGGUCGAGGAGACGCCCACAUCCAGCCAGGAGACCCCGACUGACGCCACAGCAACGCAGUCUCUCGGGAGUUCAGCCAUCGGCCAGCCCGCCGACAAUGGCGCCGCGAGGCCUUUUGCCUCCAGAGGAGAUGGGUCGUCCUCCACCAUGUCCAGUGAAAGUGGUGGCUUCACCUAUGAUUUGUAUGGAUUCUGUAGCCCUCCGAUAAUGUCCAAUACAGACCCUCUCUUCUUAGCUACCCUGUCCCCCCCCGUGUCUGCUCCCCCGACCCUCCCGUCAGGGGCGUUGCUGGAGCCUGUGGUGCAGCCCAGUGUCCAUCAGGCCCAGGCGCCCACUGCUCAAACUUUGCCCCCGUCGCUCCCUCCGGAUGAAUCGCGAGGGUCCCCCUUGGGCGCCGUCUCUCCGAUCCACGCAGCUCAGCAGAUGCCCGACGCGACGUGCCCCGUUUCCAUGGCCGACGAGGUGCCGUGCUGCCCCCUGGUCAUGCCCCUCUCCCUGGAUGUGAGCGGCUUGCAGGGCGGGUCUCGCCUGGCUCCUCUCUCUCUCCAGGAGCCGGCGUCAGCCAAAGAGACGCUGUCCCUCUCCUACGCCUCUGCGGCUCGCAGCGAGCGGCCCCAGCAGCCUGUGGUGCUGCACCAGCCUUUUUCCAGCGUGGGGGGGAACAAAGUGUCCUCAGUACCCCAGAGCCCGGCGCCAUCCCAGCACGGCACGGGCCCCGGCGAGUCUGAAGGCGAGGGGCGUCUGGGCCGCGGGGGCUUUGUGGACAGCACCAUAAAAACUCUGGAUGAGAAACUGAGGAACUUGCUGUACCAGGAAUACGCCCCCAUGUACCCAUCGGGCAGCGCUGCAGAGACUCCGGGGUCCGGCACCGAGUACAUCCAGUCCCCCCCCGGUCCGGAGAGCGCCGCGGGAGGGUCAGGAAACAGCACGCCAGGGCCGAUGGGGGAGGCACGCUACAGGGUGGGAGAACAGCUGCCUCAAAUUCCAGAGCGAAUGGACAGUUUAAGCACACUGAGUGACUCAGCUGUGUGCGCUUCUCUGUCAAGGAGACACGUUCCUCACUCCACUUCCUGCUCUGGCACAAGAGGCCGAUUCAAGAUUAUGUCUGUUCCACCUGAAGUUGCCAACCGGAGGGACGUGAAGCAGAGGAGCUGGAGCAGCGCCGCCUCCCCCGCCCACCCUGCAGGAUACGCUGAGCACCAGGUCCUGGCCGGAGCCAUGUCGGCAUCCUCCACCAUCGGCCGAUUCUCCGUGGGCAGCACCGAGGACGACAGCGCGCAGAGGACGCGGUGCAGCCGCUACUCCGCCCCGCCCGAUUUCUACCUGGACACGCCGCCGUCCGUGGCCAAGCGGGGCUCGCUGCCGCGCGCCCUGACCUCCGCCUCCGUCGCCGCGGACGUCACGGUGCACGCCGCCCGCUUCCUCUCCUCCGACUCGGGGGCCGAGAGCAGCCCUGCCAAGCUGGCGCCUGCCACCCCGUCCCGACACGCCCGCUCUGAGCGCAGAGGAAGUGACCUCAUGAAGAGGGCAGUGGCCUUCCUGCGUCGCCCGGGGCGCAGCAGCAGCGUGCAGAGCUCGGACUCACCAGGCAGGCGUGGGGGCGUGCACGGCUCGGCCUACGGCAGCAGCGACAACGACUCCGAGGUGGAAGACUCGGACAUGAAGAGAGAACUGCAGAGACUCAGGGAGAGACAUCUGAGGGAGAUCUCCGAGCUGCAGGCCCAUCAGCGGGGGGAAGUGGAGCUGCUGUAUCACCGGCUCGGCAAAGCCCCUCCGACUGGCCUUGGCCUCUCGCACGCUGCGCCGCUGGCCGGCCGGAGGAAGAGGUCCAGCAAGAACAGACUGAAGCCCGGCAAACUCCUCAGUCCUCUGGUUCAGCAAUUUAGAAACGUCACGACCAAAUCCAGUGACUGCAGCAGAUCCAGUGGCGCUACGGGUACAGGUGAGCCCGCAGUGAGCUUGAAUGGCUCACCAGGCCGAGGGUCAAUCCCCACUCACGGCAGGGCGCGCUCAUGCACCAGCCACCUUCCGAGCUCAGCCUCGGAGCCCGUUCAGACCCAGCAGCCCUGUUCCCUGAAGGGAUCUUUGUCUUCGGAUAACAUUUACGGUGGACUCCACGGAGACGCCACCGGCACACAAGCUCCUCCCGGACAAGGCUGGUCUAAUUGCCCUCAAACAUCUGAGAGAGUGACCUAUAAAUCGAGUAGCAAGCCGAGAGCUAGAUUUCUCAGUGGGCCUGUGUCUUUGUCUAUCUGGUCAACACUGAAGCGUCUUUGUCUUGGUAAAGAACGUGGCAACAGGCCGGCAGCCGGGCAAGGGGCCCAGCAGCCGCCUACAGGUGCAACUCCUCCUUCCCAUCAGCCUGUGAUGGGACUGGCCCAAGCUCAGACCAAUAACAGCAACAACAAGAGCGGCACGUACGCCGGUGAAAACAACCUCCCAGAAGACUGGCAGCGGCUGAUAGAGGACUGGGCCCAGGAGGUUCUAAUCGUCACCCACAGGUCGCGCACUGAUUCUCUGAGCAUCAUCGGGCAGCAGCUCUGGAAUCGGGCCGGGCCUCCGACGCGUGGACAGCUGUCCAGUGCUUCAGAUGUAUCAUGGACAGCUCCAGGUCCAGAGGCCUGCAGUCUCCCCCCGUCGUGGCCUGACGACCCGCGGUCGUCAAUGACGACCCCCCUGCCCACGGGCCCCCACCCGGCUCGGUUCAGGGCCUCGUCCCUGCCUCGCUCCGCCAGCGAGUGGCCCGCGUGGCUCCUGCCGCUUCCUUCGGGAGUCUUGGCCUUCUCUGCCGUGCCCUCGGCCCAGUACCCCGCCGGCCCCGUCCCGACCCCCUCGUGUCAGCCCCCCGACCCCAAAGCCAGGACUCUCUAACCCGAGUAGCAUUGUGUCUUCCAACUCCGUUACCAAAAAGAAAUGUCAUCAGAGGUCCAGUCCAUUCUAUGUGAAUAGACUGUAUAUAUUUAACAGGCAUGUAUCUAAUCAUAUGUACAGACUCGUCUCCAUUAUCUGCUGUGUGUUUUUUUUAUUUAACAUACCUCGUGUCCAUAUUACAGUACACGAUCCUUAAGAGCAGAUUUCUGUUAUUGCCUAGAAAUGUACCAUCCACCCAUUGAAUGUUCAUACUGUAGCAUUUGUGUGUAUAUAUAUAUAUAUAUAUUUAUACUGAUUAUUUGCUGUUGGUCAGUACAUAGCUCUAGUGUUCAUACAGUCGACAUCCAUUGGUUGGUGCUGCAGAUGCUUGUCUUUAUGCGACACAUUAGCUGAAAUCAUGCCGUCACUGUGAAGACUUCAUCCUGGUCACAAGGACCAGUCGCUUUACUCUGCUCUCUUAGUCCAAGGAUAGAUUUCAUUCUUCAUUAAUUAAAUGCUUCCAAGCACAAGCACUUGAAAUAUCCUUAAGAGAUUUGAAUGAAGUUCAAUUUUGUCUUCAGGUGAAGAGUGCCUUGAAUUGAGUUUCAGUUUUAUCAAGAAAAAGCAUUUAGAUUCAAAGCAGACUCCAAAUAUUCUAUAUGUGCUUUUCAACCCCAAAGGUAAAUUAUGUGAUUUGAAUGAGGAAUGAUGAUAGACACAUACUUACUCUAGCAACAAAGCGUAUCUAAACACUAUAAUCGGGUCAUUUCUGGUGUGUGCGCAGGUUGAAGUGAUCACUUUCAGGACCAUGUUGUAAAGAGACAACCUGUGAGUCAGCAUCAUGAUCAUACCGUACCUCUCCCCCUGCAGGCCGUAGCUUUACAUAUGGUUGCCUUCGUAGUUUUUACCAGAUAACUGCUGUGUGUUAAAUGUUGAUGAAGUGGAGACGAGAGAUGCAAAUGGAAAAUGUGAGUCAUUGACGAGGCUGUUUGAGAAAGCUGGUAGACAUGUUAUUUGUAUAAUAAUGUAUAGGUUUUCUAAAUGAUGUUCAUUUAACGCUGGCCUCAUCUGGCUCAUACAGCUAAUUGUAUGUACUACGGCGGACUUAAUUCAAAGAUCUCCAACCAAUAUUACGCAAUCACGCUAUCAGUUAUUUCAAUAGUGCUGCCUUAAAAAACUACACUUUCAACCCUCACUUCUCUUAUGUGACUUUUCUUUUUCCCUCUCGAGAAUAGUUUGUUGAAUGCAUUAAUAUGAUGACGCAACCGGGUAAAGCAAAGCAGUGGCAAGAAUCCGGGCCGUGAAGAAGUAGUUGUGGCGCAACGAUCCAGAAGGAGAACGGCUCCACAAACGCUGUAACCUGAUGUAACACAAUGCAAUUCAAUGGCAUCUUUGACGUUGCCUUUUAUAUCCAAAUGUUCAGAAACACAUUGUACGACUGUGUCACAUUGGAGGCGAUACCACUUGUUAACACAGUGUGACAAUAUUUUUAUUUAAACCGAAUAUUUUUGUUUAAGUGCAUCAUUUCUUACAUGUGGAAAUUUCAUUUUCUUUUUCAUGACAACAUUUCCGACGCAGCUGUGUUAGUCGUGCUUUACACAGUAAACCCCGUAUUUUAUCUCCUUUCUGCUUGCAAUGAAAGGCGCGUGCUUCCUUUUGUUUUCCACACCGAUCCCCGACCUCCAACGACCUCGUUUCACAAAAACUGUACAUAAUAAUAAAUUCAUUUUUGCCUGACACCAUACAGUCAAAUCAACA